CAACAAACACCAUCUGUAAAACGUUGCAGUCUUUAGACACUCUCGCCUCCAUUCGCUACACAGUCUUCGUGCUCUCCGUCUUCUCCUCCCCAAUUCUCUCUCACACGUCUCUUCUCUUUCUCCUUUUUCAAAUCGCAGAUCUCUCUCUGUUCUUGUCGGAAACACCAAUGGCAUUAGUCACAGGAGCUUCAGUUGCCAUGUCUUCUCUCUCCUUGAAGCCUACCCAGGCACGUGGCAACAGGAUCUCUAGUGUGAAUGUAGUUUCACUUGCUUUCGGUGGAGGAAGCUGUCCGUCUCUCACAAUGAAGCCUGCAUCAUAUCGCUUCAAACAGUCCUGUGCAGCUAAACCAGAGACAGUGGACAAGGUGUGUGCAAUAGUGAGGAAGCAGUUGGCUAUUGCAGAGGAUGCCGAACUCACUGGAGAGUCAAAGUUUGCUGCACUUGGGGCUGAUUCUCUGGAUACGGUUGAGAUUGUGAUGGCACUUGAGGAGGCAUUUGAUGUCACUGUCGAAGAAGAUAGCGCGCAGCAGAUCACCAAUGUGCUGGAGGCGGCAGAUCUGAUCGAGGACAUGAUCCAGAAGAAGGCCUAAACUAGUUUGGAGAGGGAGUCAGUGAGAGAGCUCUUAAUGAACUUCUCUAGUAGUGGAUCCUUUCAUAUUUUCAGUUUGUUUGGUGCUUAUUUUGCUACUAGCAUAAGCAUUCUGGAAAAGCUUGUAGGCUCCUUUUGACAAAUGUUGUUGUAUGUGAAAUUGUUUAGUUUGAGUCUGUGAUAAAUGUCCUGUGUUUUAAUAAUUAUUCUACUGUUGUCUUCAUUACUUGAAACUUGAAAGUGAGUUAUGUUAAACAAUAAGUUAUUGUUAGGUUUGCAAUGAUAUAUGUUGGCCUUGGUCAUGGA
Messenger RNA from Tripterygium wilfordii, 895 nucleotides. Its product is annotated as acyl carrier protein 1, chloroplastic-like. Gene Ontology annotation, biological process: fatty acid biosynthetic process. Lineage: Eukaryota; Viridiplantae; Streptophyta; Magnoliopsida; Celastrales; Celastraceae. Bases 168 to 590 code for a protein of 140 amino acids. Gene Ontology annotation, molecular function: acyl carrier activity. The record is from RefSeq and is a predicted model, not a curated record. The transcript is spliced from 4 exons.